This is a messenger RNA of Aricia agestis (brown argus), 1560 nucleotides long. RefSeq names its product selenium-binding protein 2. The record is from RefSeq and is a predicted model, not a curated record. The transcript is spliced from 11 exons. Gene Ontology annotation, molecular function: selenium binding. Bases 51 to 1454 code for a protein of 467 amino acids. Lineage: Eukaryota; Metazoa; Arthropoda; Insecta; Lepidoptera; Lycaenidae.
AUAAACAAGUUAGCAUCAGUCAGUAGUAUCAACGCGACUGCGGUGUUAAAAUGGCGUGUUGUAAAGGUCCCGGUUACAAGAGCCCGCUGGAGGCGUUCCACAAGGGACCACGUGAACAGCUGAUGUACGUGGUAUGCGUCCAGCCGGACCUCACCAAGCAGGACUACUUGGCCACUGUGGAUAUUGAUCCAGACUCCCCUACGUACAGUCAGGUAAUACACCGGACGUACACGGGUUCAUCGGGCGACGAGUUGCACCACAGCGGGUGGAAUGUCUGCUCCAGUUGUCACGACAGAGCCGAUCUGAAAAGGGACCUACUGAUACUACCUAGCCUUCAUUCGACCAAAGUAUUUGUCGUCGACGUCGGGACCGAACCCCGCAAACCCGAGCUGUAUAAAGUAAUAGAGGGGUCCGAAAUGAGGUCAGUGAACUGUACGUUCCCGCAUACCGCACACUGCCUGGCGACGGGAGAGAUCAUGAUAUCCACCAUGGGAGACAAAGACGAGAACGGCAAAGGGGACUUCGUGCUCAUCGACGCGAAAACUUUGAAAGUGACAGGGACAUGGACGAAAGGGAAGACAGCGGCAUUUGGGUACGACUUCUGGUACCAGCCCUAUCAAAACGUGAUGGUAGCUUCUGAAUGGGGCAGCCCUAUUGAUUUCAAAACCGUAUUUCAUCCUACACAUAUAGCGGACAAAACCAAGUAUGGGACGAGUCUCAACGUGUACAAGUGGUCCACCAGAGAACUGGUGCAGGUUAUAGACCUGGGACCAGAAGGUUGCGCGCCCCUUGAGAUCAGGUUUUUACACAACCCAAAAUCCUCGCAAGGUUUCGUUGGAUGUGCAGUUGAAGCCAAUGUUUACAGAUUCUACAAAGCAGAAGACCAAAGCUGGAAGGCCGAAAAGGUUAUUGACAUCCCAGCGAAAAGGAUCGUAAAAGACGGCGUGGAAUCAAAACUCAAUGGUUUAAUAUCGGACAUUCUCAUUUCUCUGGACGACAAGUAUUUGUACCUGUCGUGCUGGCUCCACGGCGACGUUCACCAGUAUGACAUAUCUGACCCGGAGCACCCCAGGCUCACUGCGAAAAUCACCUUGGGAGGACAGGCCGUUAAUCAUAACCUCAAAGUUAAAGAUGAGGAGGAAUUAAAACCCGUGUUCAUAAAAGGCAAGAGGCUAUACGGCAGCCCGCAGAUGUUACAACUUUCAUUAGACGGGAAGCGACUAUACGUAUCUUCAUCACUCUAUUCCCCCUGGGAUAAGCAAUUUUACCCCCAAAUGACAGAACAGGGCGGCUGGAUGGUAAAACUAGACGUCGACAUAGUCAAUGGAGGAAUGAAUCUAGACACUAAUUUUCUGGUUGAUUUUGGAAGUGAGCCAAAUGGGCCUGUUCUACCCCACGAGAUGAGAUAUCCUGGAGGGGACUGCACAUCUGACAUAUGGCUGGCAGAAGACUAAGUAUUAUGGGUACAGGGGUCCAAAAUGGUCCAUAUUAUUCCCCCUCUUUUCUCUUUGUACAAACUGGCUUGACAAUUUUAUAUAAAAUAAUAUGUAUGCCCCUACA